This is a messenger RNA of Neodiprion fabricii, 5167 nucleotides long. RefSeq names its product histone-arginine methyltransferase CARMER (gene Art4). The transcript is spliced from 8 exons. Gene Ontology annotation, biological process: peptidyl-arginine methylation. Gene Ontology annotation, molecular function: protein-arginine N-methyltransferase activity. The coding region runs from base 371 to 2182 and encodes 603 amino acids. The record is from RefSeq and is a predicted model, not a curated record. Lineage: Eukaryota; Metazoa; Arthropoda; Insecta; Hymenoptera; Diprionidae.
CAACCGAACCCCCUCGGAAGAGCGGGUAACCCGUGCAUCGUAACGAGUAAGAGAAACAGGAACCGGUAAACCACUAAAAACGGGCCGUGCAGCCGAAGGAGACACGCGCAACUCAACACCGAGAUACGAGCAACGGUGAUAAUAGACUUGAGUAAUCGUGGCCCGUCGCCGUUGGAGUUGUGUAAAAUCCAUGUAAAAUCACGACCGGCGAGUGGUGUAGAGACAGAUAUAUGAGCGAACGUGUGAGUGAGUGCGAGUGAGCCUUGGACUCUUGGUGGGAAAGGGAAAACAGAAGCAGCAGCAGCAACAGCGGUAUUAUAAGAAGGAGCCGCGCAAAAACGCACGCGGUUUUAGGUAGUAGUUGGUAAAAAUGGCGAAGGUAUUUCGCACGGUGACAGUAUCGACUUUGUCAAACAAUGGACAGUCGACGCUGAAAUACGACAAGCCGGUCACUCUUAACAUCAAUUACGACCCCCAGGGACUGAGCGUCGAAUUGAUACCAGAUGAACAAGGGAGCAGAGAAAAAAUCACACUGCUAGAAUUCCCAGUAACACAUAGCACAGAAUGUUCGAGAGUAGCUUCGCUAGGAUACGUUUUCACGUUGGAUACGGAGAGCCUUUUGCUCACAUUUGCAAACGAAACAGAUAUUCGCAACUUUCACUCGAACAUAUUAAAGUUGAAAAAUGGAAAAGGGGUUUCGGCAUUCAACGAGAGAACAGAGGAGUCUUCAGCGAUGCAGUAUUUCCAAUUUUACGGCUACCUUUCCCAGCAGCAAAACAUGAUGCAGGACUACAUAAGGACAAGCACAUACCAGCGGGCGAUUCUGGGCAAUAUAUCAGACUUCAAGGACAAGGUUGUUCUGGACGUUGGCGCCGGCUCCGGGAUCCUUUCAUUCUUUGCUGUUCAAGCUGGAGCAAAAAAAGUUUACGCAGUAGAGGCCAGCAACAUGGCCAACCACGCCGAACUUCUCGUUGCCGCGAAUAAUCUGUCGGAUAGAAUAAUUGUAAUUGCUGGUAAAAUUGAAGAAAUCGAUUUACCUGAACACGUUGACUGCGUGGUCAGCGAACCAAUGGGAUACAUGCUGUACAACGAAAGAAUGCUCGAGACUUAUCUUCACGCAAAGAAGUGGCUCGCCCCAGGCGGUCGUAUGUUUCCAUCUCGAGGGGAUCUCCACGUUGCCCCGUUCUCCGACGAAAAUCUGUACAUGGAGCAAUUUAACAAGGCGAAUUUUUGGUACCAGACAUGCUUUCACGGCGUUGAUUUGUCCGCGAUGAGAAACAACGCCAUCAAAGAGUACUUCAGACAGCCGAUAGUCGAUACGUUUGAUAUACGCAUAUGUAUGGCAAAAUCCGUCAGACAUGUUGUAGAUUUUCAGACAGCACAUGAGACUGAUUUACAUAAAAUAGAAAUAGACGUCGAUUUUCACAUACUAGAAAGCGGCACUUGUCAUGGAUUGGCGUUUUGGUUUGACGUAGCAUUUAUUGGUUGUACUCAACAAGUCUGGCUAAGCACAGCACCUACGGAGCCGCUGACUCACUGGUAUCAGGUUCGGUGCCUUUUAGAAAAUCCCCUAUUUUGCAAGAGCGGUCAACUUUUAUCUGGCAAAGUUAUACUGAUCGCAAACAAAAGACAAUCUUACGAUGUUACGAUAGAACUGAAAUUGGAAGGAACCAACAUGGAAACUAGCAGCAAUACUUUAGACUUGAAGAACCCGUACUUUAGGUAUACGGGAGCAGCUGCUCAGCCACCACCGGGUUUGAACAACACUUCGCCGAGCGAGGCUUACUGGACAAAUCUUGAUGCUCAAGGGGCGCGACAGGCCGUUAACAUGGUCAAUGGAAUGUCUGUUAACGGUCUUGGCGAGGUAUCGAUGGAUACAAACUCGGCGGUGAAUCAGAAUAACUUGUUAGCGAUAGGAGGUCAGCCUAACAUACAUCCUGGAUCAAUAUCGAGUACAGGUCGUGGAAGAGUAGGCGGAACGGCAACCAGCACGCAGGCAGCACAGCUUAUAGGUGGUGGAAUUACACCAAACAUGUUUACGUCGCCGGCCACACUUGGUGUUACUUUCCAGCAAUCGCUGGUCCUCGGCAACACGUCUCACUACCCAGUCAACCCAAGUCUGAUGAUUGGGGACUACGUUACACCUGGUAACGGAAUGUCGCCACAACCAUACCGACAAUGAUCUAUAGCGAAGCCUCCACGAUCCACCUUUUGCCGUAAAGUUAAACACCUGUAUAGCUAUAAUAACAGUCAGAGAAACGGAUGCGGAAGUGGUAACGGGAACGGGACAAAGAACGGCGCCACCGCCAACUCCCAGAAGCAGAGUCGCCGGCUCGUCUUCAGUUCGCCGACCAGCAAGCCACGUCUAUCUUCCGCCUUAAGGAUCGUGAGGGCUUUCAAUUUGUCUGCUCAAAAUUCGGACGUCGCGUGCCUCAACGGAGGAAAUCACGGGAUGCCCGUCGACAAGGAUUUCGAUUUCGAGAUAGGACUGGGCUUGGGAUUAGCCAGGAACAGAUCACUGAUCGAAGCACGCUGGAGAAGAUUGCGAGCCAUAUUUUCGUAGCUAAGGUUUUUACGUUUUAAUAUAGCCUGUCGUUAUCCCAAUGGCGAUAAGAUUCCCGGAACCGUUAAUACGGACGGACGACUUGAUAUCCAUAACUACCUACUUAACAAUUAUCGUGUCCAACGAAAUAGAUGAAACGUAAAUUGGGCAGGAAUGAUAACCUCCGACCUUUCUCUCCUUGCGAUUUAAGAGAGAGAGGGACAUCAAUGCGCUCGCUUGCCAAACUACCGAGGAGAUAACGAUAUUUUUUAAUGACUGUAUGAUACACGCAAACAGUAUGUUCAUGCAUUUCUACGUGUUACGCAUUAGUAUUGUACAUAGGGUAAAGCGGCCGAUGAAAAAUCAGCCCCUUUUACAACGCGUUCACAAUACGACACUUACUACCUACUAGAUGUUCUACUUACCUCAUGAUCUGACAUUAAUCGAUAUACAAAUAAUAUCGAAUUAUUCAAGAUUUUUCAACUCGCUGUAAACCAAUUUGUUUUUGUCUCUCUCUCUUUUACCGUCGUAUGUUUUUAAGUAAAAUCCUGUAAAUCAAGUUUGAACUGCCACAAAAUGUGCGUACAGCAAUAACUGAUUAAACGUUGUCGUCAUCGUCGUUGUUGGUGUUUGUCGUAGUUUGAAUAGUUUUUUUUUUUUCGUUUUUAAGUUCUCGUCUUUGUCUUCGAACAUUAAAAAUAAGGUGAAAUAAAAAUAGGCAAUUUAAAGGUAAAAAUAUCAAAUCGUCGUUACAAUUUGAUCGAAUGCACGUUUAGUACAAUAACAAUGAUAUUAGUGCGAGAAAGUAUCUAUAUUUUUCAGAAUAAAAACGAGACCGUUUCUUUGCAGAUCAUUAGAGAAAAUAGAAUGAUACGUCGUUUCAAUAUGCCUGUUAUUUAUUCACUGGUCAUCAUCACUUUAGUAUUGAAGGGUCAACAAACUGACGUUGUCUGUUUGAAAUGUAAUUUCUCUCUAGUUUUAAUUUAAAUUCUUCACCUGCGCUUAACCGAAUUUUAUAUAAUUUACUUAGUUCAGUAAUCAUUUAAAAAUCAAACUUCCAGUUGAAACAUCCGUCAAAUUCAAGAGUGAAAGUUUCAAGCACGAGUGUACUUAGUUUUCAAUUUUCCGCCCGUUCUUUUCUUUCUCCUCUCUUUUAGAUAUCGAUAUUUCAAUUCUCGCAUUACGUUUCGAGACCCUUGUAAUCAAUCUUUAUAGAUAAAUUUACAUAAUUUUAGAAUUUAAGGUAAUUGUAAACAAUAAUACACAUAAUGAAACGUCGGAGUAAAGAUUGAAAGAGGAACGAAGCAAAGACAAGCAAAACAUUUUUAUUUUAAAUCACGCUUCAGUCAGUAUUGCGAAUGUUAAAUAAGCGAGCGUUGAUCACUUUUUCAUGGUUUAUGUAUGAUAAUACGAUACUAGCUAUUAUAUCUCUUCGUAGUACGUAAAAUCUUAAUAAUUAUCAGAGAGAAAGAAGAAUCGGCGCCCAGUGGUUUAAAUAAUAUAGUUGAAUGUGUUGACUGUAAUUUUAAGCACUAAAGUAAUCUAAAUAACUCUAAUUGUAUUCUGAAGAUUAAUUAUUAAUAUUAACGGAAUCAUCGCAUUUAGAGAAUAAUUGCCCUAUUCUAUAAGGUGUAGAACGCUAAACUCUGCGAUUAUGCAUAUAUAUAUAUAUAUAUGUGUGUAUAUAUAUAUAUAUAUAUGUAUAUAUUCUACGCUCUACAGUAUGAAUUAUUAUAUACACUAGCGGUCAUAAACGCCCAUUACAUUAAUGCGGUUAUUAUUAUUAUUAUUAUUACUACUAUUAUUAUUCUUUUCAUAUUCUUCCUCCCGAUACAAAUGCAUAAUAUUAUCAUGCAUGAUGUAAAAGAAAGAAUCCUAAUUCAGUUUCUAUUUCUGUACACAUGCGUCAUAUGCAACAUCUUUCUCAAUAUUUCUUUUAUUCGUUUAGUCCUCUUUUUAUACUGGAAUGUAGGUACUGCAUAUACAUGGGUAGUCAGAGUCGAUCUCAACACAUAAAACACAGCUGCCGUUGUGGCGUCAAAAGUGAGGAAAUUCCGUCUUUCAUCUGUUUCGAAAUUGAUUUUAAACUCGGUGACUGUCAAUCAAGCUCUAAAGAUCUUUAAAAGUUUCGAACGAUGUUGUUUCUUGAAUAUAGUGUGGCAUUUGAAAAUAAAACUGUUCUUCGAAACAUCUUCUCGGACUUAGGACUUGGAAACGCACCACUCGCUGAGCUGUUGUAGUUUUGUGUUCUGGAAGUUUCAUCUGCUAGCUUUGUUGUUGCCAUUACUCAUAGGCUUAGUCCACCUCGCCACUUUAGCCCACUAUAUCUAUUGUUUCACGUUUUUGUUUGACAAUAUUGAGACAUUCGUUACUUUUCCGUUAUUGGCAGAGUCAGAAAUCACCGAUUUCGUGGAUUUUUGAACAGCAACUCGUCGUGAUUCGGAGAGAAAGCCUUUCUCGAUUUGAUACCACGACGCCAUGUUUCUGUGCACGUAUACGCGUGAGAUCGUUUUCGGUAUCGCCUUAAGAUAACUAAUAUUGUAAUAGAUAAUUAGUUCAUGUGUGAGUCUUAAUUUUAGGUUUUUAUACAAACGAUUAUUAUUAUAUUUUUACCUCGCUGGUUUA